AUGCAGCUUAAAAAUAUUGAUAGACAAAACGGUUACUCCGUUGAACAGCAUAGCCCCUUCAAGGUUCAGCAAAAACCUUGGACUCCCACCAAAAGAAGGGGGCCCAUAGCCGGUGAGUGGCAGACACCAGGACCUGCAGACAUCACUUUACCUUCCACUUUCGGUCCCAAGCAAGCUGAUGCUACUAAGUCCAAACAACCAGCUUAUUCAUUUUCCGGCAAGCACGAGGAGAAAGUAAAAUUCGUUACGCCUGGACCGGGUAGUUACAACGUUUCUGGUGUCAGGAGAACUGGGAAGGAGAUUAAUCAGGGAGCAACUAUUUCAGGCCGUCACAAGGAGCCGGCGUCUUUCCAAACUCCUUCUCCUGGAGAGUAUACUCCAGAAAAAUGCGAGAAAACCGUGCUCAACAAAUCUCCAGCUUAUUCUUUUGGAGUGAAAGUGAAAGACGCCAAACCCGAUGAUAUUCCAGCACCCGCCUCUUACACAGACGGAGACAUGAAAUCUAGGCUAGAUUCAAGCCCUGGAUAUACUUUCGGUAUUAAAUAUAAAGAUCCAAAACCAGACGAAGUUCCAGCUCCAGGAGCUUAUGAUCCAGAAAAAAGCAUCAAAGUUAUUUUAGAGUCUACGCCUAAGUAUACUUUCGGUUUAAAACCGAAAGAGCCAAAGAUCGAAGAAUUACCAGCUCCUGGAGCAUAUGAAGCCGAAAAAAGUAUUAAAGUUGUAUUAGAUUCUACUCCUAAAUUUUCUUUUGGUUUAAAACCAAAGGAUCCAAAGAUCGAUGAUUUGCCAGCCCCGGGAGCGUACGAUCCCGAAAAGAGUAUCAAAACGGUAUUAGAUUCCACGCCACAGUAUUCCUUUGGGAUAAAGUACAAACAACCAAAGCCUGAGGAUAUACCAGCUCCUGGUGCAUAUGACCCUGAAAAAAGCAUCAAAACUGUGUUAGAUUCCACUCCAAAAUAUUCUUUUGGAGUGAAAUACAAGGAAUCAAAGCCUGAUGAUAACCCAGCUCCCGGUGCUUAUGAUCCGGAAAAGAGUAUAAAAUCGGUGUUAGAUUCAACUCCUAAAUAUUCCUUUGGUGUUAAACCCAAGGAUCCCAAACUCGAUGAUAUACCUGCACCAGGCACUUAUGAUGUAGAAAAGGUCGAAAAAACUGUCCAUCAGUCCUCUCCUGCCUUUUCAUUUGGCGUGAAACCUAAAGAUCAAAAAGCUGACGACAUUCCUGCCCCUGGUGCUUAUGACCCGGACAAGAGUGUCAAAACAGUACUAGACACUACGCCUAGUUAUUCUUUUGGUGUUAAGUAUAAAGAGCCUAAACUAGAUGACAUACCUGCUCCGGGCCAAUACGAUGUCGAGAAAGUAGAAAAAACUGUUCAACAGUCUUCCCCUGCGUAUUCUUUUGGGCUCAAAUACAAGGAUCAAAAACCAGAUAACAUCCCGGCCCCUGGCCAGUACGAAAUUGAAAGAGUGGAAUGGACUAUUCACCAAAACUCUCCAGCAUAUUCUUUUGGUAUCAAAUACAAAGAUCACAAAUCUGAUGAUAUCCCUGCACCCGGUCAGUACGAUGUCGAUAAAGUUGAAAGAAUUGUUCAUGAGAAAUCUCCAGCAUAUUCGUUUGGCUUGAAAUACAAAGAUCAGAAAUCUGAUGAUAUCCCUGCACCCGGUCAGUACGAUGUCGAUAAAGUUGAAAAAAUUGUUCAUGAGAAAUCUCCAGCAUAUUCCUUUGGUUUGAAAUACAAAGAUCAGAAAUCUGACGAUAUCCCUGCACCCGGUCAGUACGAUGUCGAUAAAGUUGAAAAAAUUGUCCAUGAGAAGUCUCCAGCAUAUUCUUUCGGCUUGAAGUACAAAGAUCAAAAACCCGAUGAUGUUCCUGCUCCUGGUCAGUAUGAUGUCGAGAAAGUUGAAAAAAGUGUUCAUGAGAAAUCUCCAGCGUACUCCUUUGGUUUGAAAUAUAAAGAUCAGAAACCUGAUAAUAUUCCUGCUCCGGGUCAGUACGAUGUCGAUAAAGUUGAAAAAAUUUUUCAUGAGAAGUCGCCGGCAUAUUCUUUCGGACUGAAGUACAAAGAUGAGAAACCUGAUGAUAUUCCUGCUCCUGGGCAGUACGAUGUGGAGAAUGUUGAAAAAAUUGUUCAUGAGAAGUCUCCAGCAUAUUCUUUCGGUUUGAAAUACAAAGAUCAGAAACCUGAUGAUAUUCCUGCCCCUGGUCAGUACGAUAUCGAGAAGGUAGAAAAUUUUGUUCAUGAAAAGUCCCCAGCAUAUUCGUUUGGCUUGAAAUACAAAGAUUUAAAGCCAGAUGAUAUUCCUGCUCCCGGUCAUUAUGAUGUCGAGGAAAAUGUAAACGUUGUUCGUGAAAACUCUCCAGCAUAUUCUUUUGGGUUGAAAUAUAAAGAAGAGAAACCUGAUGAUGUUCCUGCACCUGGUCAGUACGAUGUCGAGAAAGUUGAAACACUUGUUCACGAAAGGUCUGCAGCGUAUUCUUUUGGCUUGAAAUACAAAGAAAUAAAACCAGACGAUAUUCCUGGCCCUGGUCAGUACGAUGUCGAGAAAGUUGAAAAGCAUGUUCAUGAAAAUUCUCCAGCAUAUUCUUUUGGUUUGAAACACAAAGAUCAGAAAGUUGAUGAUAUUCCUGCUCCUGGUCAGUACGAUAUUGAGAAAGUUGAGAAUUUGGUUCAUGAAAAAUCUCCAGCCUAUUCUUUUGGCAUAAAAUACAAAGAUCAGAAAUCUGAUGAUAUUCCUGCACCUGGUCAGUACGAUGUCGAGAAAGUUGAAACACUUGUUCACGAAAGGUCUGCAGCGUAUUCUUUUGGCUUGAAAUACAAAGAAAUAAAACCAGACGAUAUUCCUGGCCCUGGUCAGUACGAUGUCGAGAAAGUUGAAAAGCAUGUUCAUGAAAAUUCUCCAGCAUAUUCUUUUGGUUUGAAACACAAAGAUCAGAAAGUUGAUGAUAUUCCUGCUCCUGGUCAAUACGAUAUUGAGAAAGUUGAGAAUUUGGUUCAUGAAAAAUCUCCAGCCUAUUCUUUUGGCAUAAAAUACAAAGAUCAGAAAUCUGAUGAUAUUCCUGCACCUGGUCAGUACGAUGUCGAGAAAGUUGAAACACUUGUUCACGAAAGGUCUGCAGCGUAUUCUUUUGGCUUGAAAUACAAAGAAAUAAAACCAGACGAUAUUCCUGCUCCUGGUCAGUACGAUAUUGAGAAAGUUGAGAAUUUGGUUCAUGAAAAAUCUCCAGCCUAUUCUUUUGGCAUAAAAUACAAAGAUCAGAAAUCUGAUGAUAUUCCUGCACCUGGUCAGUACGAUGUCGAGAAAGUUGAAACACUUGUUCACGAAAGGUCUGCAGCGUAUUCUUUUGGCUUGAAAUACAAAGAAAUAAAACCAGACGAUAUUCCUGGCCCUGGUCAGUACGAUGUCGAGAAAGUUGAAAAGCAUGUUCAUGAAAAUUCUCCAGCAUAUUCUUUUGGUUUGAAACAUAAAGAUCAGAAAGUUGAUGAUAUUCCUGCACCUGGUCAGUACGAUGUCGAGAAAGUUGAAACACUUGUUCACGAAAGGUCUGCAGCGUAUUCUUUUGGCUUGAAAUACAAAGAAAUAAAACCAGACGAUAUUCCUGGCCCUGGUCAGUACGAUGUCGAGAAAGUUGAAAAGCAUGUUCAUGAAAAUUCUCCAGCAUAUUCUUUUGGUUUGAAACACAAAGAUCAGAAAGUUGAUGAUAUUCCUGCUCCUGGUCAGUACGAUAUUGAGAAAGUUGAGAAUUUGGUUCAUGAAAAAUCUCCAGCCUAUUCUUUUGGCAUAAAAUACAAAGAUCAGAAAUCUGAUGAUAUUCCUGCACCUGGACAAUACGAUGUCGAGAAAGUUGAAACACUUAUUCACGAAAGGUCUGCAGCUUAUUCUUUUGGCUUGAAAUACAAAGAAAUAGAACCAGACGAUAUUCCUGGCCCUGAUCAGUACGAUAUCGAGAAAGUUGAAAAGCAUGUUCAUGAAAAUUCUCCAGCAUAUUCUUUUGGUUUAAAACACAAAGAUCAGAAAGUUGAUGAUAUUCCUGCCCCUGGUCAGUAUGAUGUUGAGAAAGUUGAAAAAAUUGUUCAUGAAAAUUCUCCAGCAUUUUCUUUCGGUCUGAAGUACAAGGAUUUUAAGCCAGAUGAUAUUCCUGCUCCUGGCCAAUAUGAUGUUGAGAAAGUAGAAAAAACUGUCCUUCAAACUUCACCUGCAUUUUCUUUUGGCGUCAAGUACAAGGAUCAAAAGCCUGAUGACAUUCCUGCUCCGAAUUCUUACCACAUUCCAGAAACUAUUGGAGGUCAUGACAGCACUCACUAUCAGGCUCCCAGUUUUACUAUAGGAGGCAAGGAAGGAGACAUUUGGACUACCAAUAAGAAUCCUGGUCCUGGCAGCUAUAAUGUUCCUGAAGCCGAUAAAGUCAAGCAAAAGUCUCCAGCUUACAGUCUGAGCCAUCGAACCAAUAUACCUAAAGACAAGAGCAAAAAACCUGGUCCAGGAGCCCAUUGUCCCGAAAAGGUGGUAAUGCAGCAUAGUCCUGCAUUCUCAUUUGGUAUUCGGCAUUCUCCUUUUGCCCACCAGUACAAGAAAGAUGUCUCUGUCAGAAAUACAAAUAGGACAGUUGUUGAAAAGAUCGCCACAAAGUCUGAUAGAUAUGUCAACAAGAAACGGUGAAUUCCAAUAUUUGGGCCGAAGACAACACAGUUUUUGUGUCCAAGCAAAUUAGAAAAGUCUGAAAGUGAGAGAUAUGAGACACCCUAAAAUGAUAUUCGAUACUUUAUAAAUUAAAAGUGAUAAAAGUGAAAAUAAAUAAAACUGCCAUAUUUUAAAUCCUUCUUAAUUUAUACACUAUAGUUUUUUAAUACAAAUAGUUCCAUGUUAUGGCUUCCAGUCAAUAUUUUCCUUCUGAAUGUAAAUAAAUAACAUAAGGCGUAUGAUUUAUUUUAUAGCUUUAUGUUGCUUUUUAUGUAUUGUGUUUGACAUAUAGCAUAUUCUUAUAAAUUUGCGUCGAAUAAAAUAUACAUGCUAAUAAAGUUGAAAUGUUAUUUUUUAUUUUUUACGUUAUGUGGGCAGAUACUCUAUGUAGUGUACAUAGUACAUUUUCCCCCAUGGAACUGAAAAUUGCAAUUUUUAAAAUGAUAAUGCUGAAAGUUAUUUAAUAAUUAAUUGAAAUUUUUCCUUCGCAGAUUAAACACCUUUAAAGUAUACUUUUUAAAUAUUGAAAAAUCAAAGAUUAAUAUGGAUUUUCGAAGAGAUUGGAAGCCACUGGUCAUAUUAUUAAAAUUGAGAUCAUAAUUUGUGAUAUUUUAGUUCCUUUAUUUUAUAAGUAUCUUUUUAUUAAAAUAUUUUAAUAUUUGAGUUUUCACUCACGAAGUUCUUAAGAAAUUGUGAUAAAUCCACUAGAUUUUGUGUGCAUUAUUUGGCAUCAAUUAAGGAUCGCAAACUUUUAUACCGUUUCCACCCUGUUAUUCCGACAGAUGGGUAAAUGAAUUAAAAAAUACUUUUUUUUUCUAAUAUUUUGUGCAAGUGUGUGAAAAUGAUAAUAUAGGGAUAUGACUAACUUAAAUGCUAAGGACUAAUGCAAUUAGUGCUUCAUGUGUAAGAUUAAACUCGCUUUCUACUAACAUUUGAAUGCGUGGAGAUCGAUACCCGUGAAUCAUGGAUAAAGACAUUUGUUAUCAUUUUCAUUGUAUUUUGAUAUGUUAAUAGCUUUAGAUUUGAUGUAAAUUGCUAAAUAAAGAAUUACAUUUUUUAAAAAAUGA
Molecule: messenger RNA, 5744 nt
Organism: Stegodyphus dumicola
Lineage: Eukaryota; Metazoa; Arthropoda; Arachnida; Araneae; Eresidae
Cellular component (GO): cytoskeleton
Source: RefSeq, a predicted model, not a curated record